CUUUUUAAUGAAAGAAAUCUCAAAGGGCUCGCAGCACAAAACCCACGUAUGUUUGGAUGCAAAACGCAAAUUAUGCUAACCUGUUUUUUUAACUUUUCUUUUGAACUGAAUACACCUAACAAUCUUCAAAUUGUGACAGUGCACAAUUCUUCACCGGAUUCGCACCGCCGGCCACUAUUUCCCCGUCUUGAGCUGAACAUUCCCUCGUCGGAAAACCCAGACCAGACCAACCAAAAAAGAAAAAAAAACUGAAAACUGGAAAUAGAAUCCAAUCUUAUUAAAUUGCUCUCUCAUCAAAACCCUGAUACCUCUAAAAUUCCCACUCUAAUGGAUUCCAUACACGAGCGUAAAAUGAACGAGCUUAAAGUUUCUAUCUUUGCAAAAGUAAACCCGAAUAGGAGGUCCAUUUCAAAUCUAUUCAAGACCCAAAUUAAACAAGGGUUGCAUGCAUGCUUCCCCAGUUUUACCAUUCCCUCUCACCCUCCUUACGCCUCUAUGAUCGAGCGGGCAAUUUCGGAGAUGAAUGAAGAAAAGGGAUCAACCAAGGAAGCAAUAUCAGCAUUUCUUAAAAGAGAGUACAAGAAUUUGCCAUGGGGGCAUGAGAGUUUUUUGAGUCAUCAUUUGAGGAAGCUUUGUGUGAAUAGGUAUAUAAAAUGUGUCAAUAACGGAAACUAUGUGCUUAUGGUUAAAGAUUGUAACGUUUCAGAGAUCACUGGAUCAACUAAGAAAAGGCAAGCUCGUAGAGGGAAGCGGGGUAGGAAGCAAGGCAGAGUGAAGAAGAUGGAGAAAAAGAGGAAACCAGUGAGGCAAGAAAUUGGAGUUGUUGAAGGAACAAAGGACUCAGAAAAGCAGCUAGUUGAAAUGGCUGAAAUAAAAAUUAAGGAAUCUGGGCAACCGGAUAAGUGUGAUAAAAGCCAAAGAAAUUGUACCUCCAAUUACACCAGCUAUAACUGUAUCAUGGCCAAGCUUAAAGACUUGGUGUUCAAAAAUCACGUUGCCACUAACCCCUCUAUAAGCAAUGUGCCCAAAUUUAAGUCCCACAUUGAGCAACGGCUACAAGAGCUCUUCCACAAUUUCUACACCCCAACUCAUCCACCAUAUGCCUAUAUGAUCCAAAAGGCAAUUCUGGAGUUGAAUCAGAAAGGGAGGUUAUGUGAGGAGGAAAUAUCAGCCUUUAUUAAAAGAAAGUUCAAGGAUUUGCCAUUUGGACAUGAGAGUUUCUUGCGUCAUCAUUUGGAGAAGAUUUGUAAGGAGAAUCUGGUGCAUGACAGUGAUGGACUAUAUGUGCUUGAAGUAAAAAGACAGAAUAUUGAAAUGUUUAAUCCUCAAAUAGGGCCUUGGUCUCAGGAGCCUCUACAUGCAACGGAGCUGAAGUAUCACAAUGAGCGGACAAUUAUUUUGCAAAGGGAUGGACAGGAGGUCCUAUUUAACAAGCAGGACGACCAUGGGGCUUUUUCUACCACAACAAAUUCUUUGGGCAGAAGUCAGAACUUGAACCAUAAUUAUUCUGCACCUUCAUUGAAGGACAUGUGUAUGGAAUCUGUUAUGAAGACGAGAGAAUUUGAGGAAAAGCCCUUAGGUUUCUCAGUUUUCUUGAAUGGAAUGGAGGAGUUAAAGUAUGAUAAUUGUGGGGAUAUGACUGACGCAAAAAGAAAGGACUCUGUGCAGAAGGAGAAACUCACGCAGACUCAGACUUCACGUGAAGAGAUGAAGUCCAACAUUGUGGUGAUUGAAGGACAAAAGCAGCUUCAGCAGCCGGAAGAAAAAGUGUGGGGAUUAUGUUCUGAUAGUGCAGGUGGAGGAGUGAACUCGAGAGUUGCUUGUAAAGGAUAUUACAUGCCUGUGGUGGAAGAGGGAAAGCAAUUGCAAAUAACAAGUCCUCCUGAGCAAAGGGAACUUAUUUGUGGUUUGUUAGCACAACAGCACCAUCUACCGAAGAUCUCUGGUAAAAAAAGGGCAGAAAAAUUACGUCAAGUUCAAUUGUCAACUUCUCCUGAAUUACGCAUAGAUACAGGGCUGCAUCUUCACCUUUCUAGUGUGAAUAUGAAGAAAAAUGCACCUGAAUCAUCUCAAGCAGAUCCUGUGCAUCAGUAUGAACAGCAGCCACCUAAGCGUCAACGCCGAGGAAGACUGCCUAAAAAAACCUGCGAUGAAAACAUGAUUACGAAGAGCAAGUCACCAGCAAAUGGUCAUGGUUGGAGUGAGCGACAAGAGCAACUGGAACGCAAAGGCAAUGCAAGGUGUCCAGGAUUAAAUUCAGUAGCAGAUACAACCCUGGCGUUAUCAUUAUGCUCAAAUGAUAAGCAGCAGCAACUGCCAAGGUCGAAAACAAGGCUGGCCUCGAAAAAGGACAUGAAAGCACCCAUGCAACUGGGUAUCAGGAGCAGCAGCCACAACAUGAAGGCCAAUAGAGGAUUCUUGUUUGAGUUAUAUCCAGAUACUGCUGCCCGGACUUAUUGA
Messenger RNA from Ricinus communis (castor bean), 2460 nucleotides. RefSeq lists its product as uncharacterized. Lineage: Eukaryota; Viridiplantae; Streptophyta; Magnoliopsida; Malpighiales; Euphorbiaceae. Gene Ontology annotation, molecular function: nucleosomal DNA binding; double-stranded DNA binding. The coding region runs from base 328 to 2460 and encodes 710 amino acids. Gene Ontology annotation, cellular component: nucleolus; nucleosome; nucleus. The transcript has 6 exons. Gene Ontology annotation, biological process: chromosome condensation; negative regulation of DNA recombination; nucleosome assembly. The record is from RefSeq and is a predicted model, not a curated record.